Messenger RNA from Lampris incognitus (smalleye Pacific opah), 3699 nucleotides. It is a transcript of the gene tbc1d24, whose product is annotated as TBC1 domain family, member 24. The record is from RefSeq and is a predicted model, not a curated record. Bases 580 to 2286 code for a protein of 568 amino acids. Lineage: Eukaryota; Metazoa; Chordata; Actinopteri; Lampriformes; Lampridae. The transcript is spliced from 7 exons.
GCGCUGCCGAGCCCCGGCGCGGCCGUUCUCCGUGUUCGCCCGUCAUCAGCCUGCCCGGAGCCCGUCCGGGGUUGGACUUGGUCUCCGCAGCCCCGACGUCUGUUCGGAGGGUUGUGUGUGUGUGCGUGUUUUUUUUCCCUCCUCCUUUUGCGCUGCCUGUCAGCAGAUUCAAGCCGAAUGCGCGCCGCGAAAACAAAUUCCGGGAAAUCCUGUGGAUCAAAUUAACGAGCCUUGGAGCGCGUUUGGUAAGCCAGCCCGGCUCCGGCCGAUGUUUGCAUCGCCGCGUCCCUCGUCUUGUUUCGCCGUUUAGCCGGCUAGCUCCGCUCGGCUGGGUCCGACCUGCAGACGAAAUAACGCCGACUGGGAGGCUGCAGGCUAGCUCGUUUGCUAACCCCAAACCUGGCCAGCAUGAAUGGAGAAAGGGAGUGAAGUGAUUAUCAUGGGCAGUUAAAAUAAGACGACUAACUCAUCUGUUGUGUGGAGGACAGAAGGCUAGUCAUACCCUCUGAGCCCCCCCCUCCCCUCCCCCUGUCCUUUCCUUCCACUCUCCUCAGCCAACAUUACACCAGUGUCAGCACCAUGGCUGAGGAAGACUACGGCAGCUUUGUGGACUGGAACCAGAUGGGUGAGCUUGCCAGGAGCAGUGGGCCCACCAAGGUGGACUGUAAGGAACUGAAAGAGUUUAAACAGUUGGCCAGGCAAGGCCACUGGGCCAAUAACCACAAACUGCGUGCGCAAGUUUACCAGCAGCUGUUCAAAGCCAUCCCAUGUCGCACGGUUACCCCGGACGCUGAGGUCUACCGGGACCUCAUGGGUAAUGCAGUCACCAAGAAGCCCUCCUCUGCCAUUCCGCUGCCAGAGUUUGUGGACGGCAGUACUGUGCCGCACUACUGCCUGAAGUCUGAGGCUGUGGCUUCGGCUCACCGGGUCAUAUCCUGCCUGGCAGGGCAAUUCCCAGACAUCUCUCACUGCCCAGCACUGCCUGCGGUCACCGCCCUGCUCCUGCACUUUAGUGCCGAUGAAGCUCAGUGUUUUGAGCACGUAAGUCGCAUGCUGGCCUGCAACGAGCCUGGCAAGCGGCUGCUAGACCAGACCUUCCUGGCUUAUGAGUCCAGCUGCAUGACCUUCGGUGACCUGGCCAACAAGUACUGUCCCUCGGCCCACAAGCUGAUUGUGGCCACAGCCAAUGAUGUGCUAGAGGUCUACUCCGACUGGCAGCGUUGGGUGCUGGGUGACCUCCCCUUCAGCCACGUGGCCCGCGUCUUGGAUGUCUACCUGGUGGAGGGCUACAAGGUUCUGUACCGUGUGGCGCUGGCCCUCCUCAAGUUCUACCGCAAACACAAAGCCCAGGGCAGGCCGGCUGGCCAGCAGCAGCCCCAGGACUCAGCAAGGGUGAAGGGGGACAUCCAGGCCUUCGUCAAGGGCAUUGGCUCCACUGUCACCCCUGACAAACUGCUGGACAAAGCCUUUUCCAUCCGCCUGUUCAGCCGCAAAGAAAUCACUCUGCUCCAGCUCACCAAUGAGAAGUCCCUGCAACAGAAAGGCAUCACUGUCAAACAGAAGAGGCGGAAUGUGCAGCUGGCACUGAACCCCGACACUUUCUCGUCAGAGAUCGUGAGCGCCAAGGAGAUGCGGGACAUCUGGUCGUGGAUCCCGGAGCGCUUCGCCCUGUGCCAACCCCAGCUCCUGUUUACCACCACCAACCACGGCUGCAGCCUCAACAGGUUUUACUCCCACUGUGAAGGUUAUGAGCCCACUUUGCUCCUCAUCCGAACCACUGAUGGAGACGUGUGCGGGGCCUUUCUGUCCACUGACUGGGAGGAGCGCAAGAGGGGAGGCAACAAACUGAGCUUCUUUGGCACAGGGGAAUGCUUCGUCUUCAGGCUGAAGCCAGAAAUGGAGCGCUAUGAGUGGGUGGUGAUCCGACAUCCAGAGCUAGCCUCCGCCAUCAAGGACCCGGGCUCAGAGGAUGUGUCCGCCUCCGAGGCCCCGAACAUGGACACUAACAACCUGCUGCAGCCAGAGAGACCUGCUGGAGACUUAUCGCCCUUCCUGUCCGCCCGCCACUUCAACCUGAACUCCAAGAAUACUUCCAUGUUCAUGGCAGGAAACUUUGACUCCAUUAUCGUGGGGGGAGGUGAGGGCAACGCUCUCUACAUCGACUCGGAGCUGAACCACGGACGCACAGGCCGCUGCACCACCUUCGACAACCCGCCGCUGUGCGCCGAGAGCUUCCAGAUCUCUCUGCUGGAGGUGUGGGGCUUCCAGGACACCAUGGCAACAUAAUCAAACAUGCCCAUAGACAUGCACACUAACAUGUAUUGCAGUUACUGUCACAUACAUGCAUUCACGCUCGCAUGAAGCAUAGAUACAUGCACGCAUGAAAACAAUCAGUAUCCAAACAUCGAGUUAUCCACAGACAUACUUGCACAUAAAACGUCCAUGGAGGUGUUUUGAGGAGCAAUCCGGGGAUAUGCAAACAAAACUGCUUCCGUCCAGCAAAUUUGUUAAAUUUUGUUAAAUAUUGAAUAUUUUUAUUUAUUAAUAUGGUCACUAUAAUUUGAAAAUCUCAUCAUGAAUGUUUUCUUUUUUGUUUUGUUUUUUUUGUAUUAUUUUUUUAAUUGCAUUGUAUUGCUAAUUUUUGUUUACCCCUCAUUUAGAGGGUCCUGUUAUAUGAUAGAAAACUGCAUAUGUCAGAAUAUGCUAUAGUUAAAGCCUAUGGUGAGUAAUCUAGACUUUUUUUUCCCUCUUUUUUUUUCUUUUUUGUUAAACAUAUCUAUUCAGAUGUGAUGUUUUCAUGUUCUGUGCUGAGACCGUUCUGAAACUUUAAGGCUCCUUCGUAUGUGGAGUCUGCUGGUCGCCAACAUUGUAAUCAGCUAGUGCUGUUUUUCACGAGAGAUAAGGAUGCAGUCAUUUCAACAACAGCAAAAACAAACUCAGCCAUGCUGGGGGAGCAAGGCUCACUAGGGUUAACUUUGUAAAACUACCGUGUUGGUGUAGUGAACAGUGUUUCUGUGUUUUCUCAAUGUGGGUGUACCAUGUCUGAGAUGCAGUAAGGCGGGUUGUGCCGGGGCACGUUAGGUUCUUUGGAUCAAGCCUAAUUGUCAGUUUUCCUCUUGAUGACUUAUUGUACAUAUCUUUCAGCUCCGUCAGGUGAUAAGUUAGUGUGGUGCUGUGUAAUCGGUGUGAGUGUGUGCGCGUGUGUGUAUGUGUGUAUAAAAUAGUGUAUUGGUCGGUGCUGAAUUUUACUGUUAUUGUGCGCCAGUUCCCUAAGCAGCUCAGCUCUUUUGUAAAGCCUGCAACCUUAACCCCAGCCCACUCCCCAUGUGUGUAUAUGUAUUUAUACAGUUGGUCGUUUGAAUGAUGGUGUGGCAAAUGAAGAACAAAUAUUAAGGUUUUUUUUGUUUACAAUCACCAGUAAAGAUCAGUGCAGUGUGUUCAUCUCUCUCUCUCUCUCUCUCUCUCUCGCUCUCUCUCUCUCUGUCUGUUCUGUUCAUCUAUCCGUCCCCAAGUCAUGUGACAGUAUCAAAAUUAGUCCAAAACUGCACGGUGGCUGUUGGCGGCUCUCUGCGUCCCUCAGCAGUGAAUAUCUGUGUUGUUGUGAAUGUGUUUUAUGAUGCGGUCCAGUAAGAAUAUAUAAGUGGAGUAAAAUACAGGAUGUGUCUUAUAUGUGGAAAUACAAUAAUAUACCUGCAGUAA